UGCUUAGAGACAGCCUAGCAGGCUCAUUUGUCCUGAUACUCUAGUCAGAGCAGGAUGUUUUCUUGUUGUCUUGGAAUGACUCGAGGCUCAGAACCUAAGAAAGAGAAAAGAGGAGGCCAUGGUGGAGGCCAUGGUGGUACCUGGAGAUCCCGGGUUCACUCCUGGUUCCAACGCCUCUGGCCAUUUGGCCGGAGAGAAAGAAACUCGACCCAGGGCAGCCAGGGCCAGGAUCACACAAACCAGGUUGCAAAGGAGUCUGCCCCAAAGGACCUGAAGGAGUCCUGUAGAAAGGCCUGCUUCAGUACUUUGGAAGAGGUGGUGAUUCAUCUGGUGAUUUCCCUGCAGAUUGGGGACCCCUCGGUUGUUCUCACGUUCAUUUGCAUACAUCAAAGGUAUGCAUACUUCUACCCUGAUUGUGAAGAGGAUGAAGAAGUUAUGGACACCAUCUCCACCUUCCUGGAUAUACGGAUUGAGAUGUUCCCUGAGGAUUUUUGCCAGGCAUCAGUCCUGUCCAUUCUGAAACAAGUGAAGAACUACUUGAUUGUCAACAUUCCCCAUUCAGAUGUUCUCAUGCAUGUCAAUGAACUCCUGACCCAGCUGCAGACAGAAGUGGCCAGUGACUCAGAGGCCAGCACUGAGGAAGCCUCAGAUGCCUUCAUCAGCAGCACAUCCUUAGAUCUGGGGAGCCGAACAUGCACAGAUCUGGAGCUUGAGGUCUGUUAACCAACAACGAAGACAGCUACACCAGAGCUGGAGACCACAACACUCAGCAGAAGUUUCUGUGACUCCUGUGAGAUGUGGCAGCAGCAGUUGGGUCACCACGCCGGCUAGCAGCUGUGGAUACUGAGUGUCAGCAUGUCAGCAGAUGCUGCAGCUUUUGCACAUCUGACUUUGCUGCAGUGCCUACCUCCCCAGGGAACGGCCCUGCCACCCGUUUCCCUUCUGCUGAACCAUCAGCACCUGCUCUGCAGACAGCACCAGUUCUGUGUUCCCCACAGAAU
Messenger RNA from Peromyscus maniculatus bairdii (prairie deer mouse), 1001 nucleotides. Its product is annotated as ral guanine nucleotide dissociation stimulator-like. The record is from RefSeq and is a predicted model, not a curated record. NCBI's taxonomy places the organism in Eukaryota, Metazoa, Chordata, Mammalia, Rodentia, Cricetidae.